AACCAAUUACAAAUUUGCAAACUAGGUUGCACCUCGUGUUUCCCUGUAUCUAGUUGGUAAAGGCCCUAAUUUACCUAUCUAACGCACUUCGUUUUCUUUCCAAUGUAAUUCAUUUCAUCAAUUGUUGCUGUUACCUGGGUUGCGACCAAGAUGAAUGCAAACCAAACGAUCUUCUCUUCAUACACGUUCAUGUUUGCUGAACCUGGAAAGAGACAUGAGAUUUACAACGUUUGCAUGGAUCAGCCAAUGAAGAUAAUUUCGAAUGGCAUUUGGACUCACCAUCUUGGCGCAAUCCCUUCACAAUCUGCAUUCACAAUGCUUGAAUUACAAAUAGUUACCAUUUUUGUCGUCACACAAUGCUUCCAUUUUAUUCUCAAGCGAUUAGGGUGCCCUUAUUUUGUCUCACAAAUAAUGGCUGGUUUUCUUCUAGGGCCAUCAAUUCCCACAGGACCAUUGGAAAAGUACAAGCAGAUGUUGUUUCCAUUCGGGAGUCCAGACAUCCUAAACACGGUGUCAUCGUUGGGGUUCUCGUUCUUCCUCUUCCUAACUUCGGUGCAAAUGGACCUAACCUUGAUCAUGAAAACGGGGAAGAAGGCAUGGGUCAUCGCAGGGUGCUCCUAUUUCGUUCCCAUAUUUGUUGGCUUUGUCACCAUGGGAUUGUCAAUGGAUACGUGGAAUAAAUUCGUUGGAGAGGACGCCUUCACCACCUUGCCCAUGGUCCUCAUAUCCCAAAGCGGUUGUUCCUUCGCCGUCGUCUCAAACCUUCUCAACGACGUCGGAAUCCUCAACUCCGAACUCGGACGCCUCGCACUCUCCGCAGCUUUUGUCAACGAUCUCGCUGCUGGAAUUGGGGCUGGAUUUGCCACAUCGUAUGUUAGCAGCAUGCAUUUGAGUCCAUCUACCCGUAUUACAAACAUGGUGGCAUUUUUUGUUUAUUUAAUCUGCGUUCCACUAGUUUGCCGUCCAGCGAUGAAGUGGGUUGUGAAGAACACCCCAGAAGGAAAAUCCGUGGAUAAGAUAUACAUCUAUGUGAUCAUUAUAGUGUUGUUGGGAUUGGCGUACGCUGCGGAUUUUUUCCACUUGCCCUUCUUAUCAGCAGCUGUUAUGUUCGGUCUUUCUGUCCCCGAAGGUCCUCCUUUGGGGUCUCAAUUGGUUUGCCAACUCGAGUUGUUCUCUACGUGGUUCCUCACCUCAAUUUUCGUCACUUGUUGUGUCAUGAAGGUGGAUCUUACCGAAUUUCACUCUAUCAAAUACGUUUUUGGCAUAUCCUUCUUCGUUGUACUCGUCUACGUGGUGAAGAUGAUAUUGUGCAUGGGAAUUUCCCACUACUGUAACAUGCCCUUCUCGGAUGGCUUAUGCCUUGCUCUCAUUUUGACCUCCAAGGGUGUUGUCGAUCUCUGCUCCUAUACCCUAAUCUACGACAUCAUGGCAGAGAAUAAACAGUUGAUAUCUGUUAUGGUGAUCUCGGUGGUGAUCCUAGGAACAGCUUCGGGCAUUGGCGUGAAAGCAGCGUACGACCCUACAAGGAAAUACGCAGGGUACCAAAAGAGGAACGUCAUGAGCUUGAAGAACCACUCUGAGCUAAGGCUAGUGGCAUGCGUACAAAAGCCAUACCACACGAAUGAGAUCAAGAACGUGCUCCAGGUUUAUUCUCCUAUACCAGAGAACAUACUAGUAGCGGAUAUUUUGCAUCUCACAGAGCUAGUUGGAAGGUCCACACCCAUUUUCAUUGCACACAAACUUCAGCAGAAGCUAGGGUCUUCCUACAACUACUCUGGUGAACUCAUUGUGGCCUUUGACCUAUUCGAACGUGACUAUGCUGGUUGCGCCACUGUCAACACCUACACAGCCAUAUCACCAGCGACACAAAUGCAUGAAGAUGUUUGCUACCUUGCUUUGGACAAAAACGUAUCACUCAUCAUUCUUCCAUUUCAUGUGAAAUGGGGAGGGGAUGGUUCCAUAGAGUCAGAAGACAUCAACAUAAGGUCACUAAAUUCCAAGGUUCUGGAAAAGGCACCAUGCUCAGUUGGGAUUCUAGUCAGCCGUGGCCUUUCUUGCUUCAAGUCAACGUUUUACAAAGUGGCCAUGAUUUUCUUGGGUGGACCUGAUGAUAGAGAAGCUUUGUGUUUGGCUAAGAGGUUUGCCAAAAACCUUGAUAAUACAUUGUUUGUGUAUAGAUUGGAAGCAAAUGAUCGUAACAUCACAGAUUGGGAACACAUGAUUGAUGAUGAGGAGUUAAGGGAAGUGCGUGGAGCUUAUGGUCAACUUGAAAAUGUGACAUAUGUAGAGACAAUCAUAGAUGAUGCAUCUCAAACAACGUGCAUCAUCAAAGAUAUAGCACGCAAGUUUGAUUUUAUUAUAGUUGGGAGACGCUAUGGGGUGAAAACUUCUCAGACUUUUGGGUUGGAAAAUUGGACUGAAUAUUCGGAAUUGGGAGUUAUUGGUGAUUUACUAGCUUCACAGGAUACAGAGACUAAAGCUUCAAUUUUGGUUGUUCAACAACAGUCAACAAUGUCUGUUUCAUCACAAAAUUAGAUACAAUUAGUUGGGAUAAUCAUUAUAAAAACAGAUUGAUAUAUAAAAAGUACGGUCAUUAUAGGUACAAUUAAUUUACAUAUAGUUUACACACGAUUUUAGUGUUGAUUUUGCAUGAGAUUCAACAAGAUAUAUAGUGUGUCAUCAUUGUUUGUACCUACAUUUUUAUCAAUAUUCCAAUAUAUAUUGUAUCCAUAGUAUAGGUAAAAUUAGCUUUUA
Messenger RNA from Cajanus cajan (pigeon pea), 2754 nucleotides. Its product is annotated as cation/H(+) antiporter 4-like. Gene Ontology annotation, biological process: regulation of pH; proton transmembrane transport. Lineage: Eukaryota; Viridiplantae; Streptophyta; Magnoliopsida; Fabales; Fabaceae. The record is from RefSeq and is a predicted model, not a curated record. Gene Ontology annotation, cellular component: membrane; endomembrane system. Gene Ontology annotation, molecular function: antiporter activity.